Messenger RNA from Capra hircus (goat), 888 nucleotides. Its product is annotated as apolipoprotein R. NCBI's taxonomy places the organism in Eukaryota, Metazoa, Chordata, Mammalia, Artiodactyla, Bovidae. Bases 193 to 780 code for a protein of 195 amino acids. The record is from RefSeq and is a predicted model, not a curated record. The transcript has 4 exons.
AACUGAGGAGGAAGAAGCUCUCAGUUCAGAGUUUUGACUUGUAUUUCUUUUUACGCUGGGGUUUUGCUGACUAUUGUGCAGCUGAACUCAUUUGGAGAGUGCUGCUGCUAACUCACUCUCUUCCUUCCAUAUAUUUUCAGGUGCAACCUGUGAUCUUUGAGCUUCCGUUGGUCACAAUUGUCAACACUUACCAUGAAGCCUGUGUCAGGGAGAAAGUCCCCAGUUCUGUACCUCCUUGGGAUUCUGACCGUGCUCCUCUGCCCGGACAGCUUACAAGGUUGUAGUGCACCACCUGAAGUUAAGCAUGGACACUUCACAUAUAUUGAAAGAGAAAUAUUUGGAACUGAUGUGGUUGAGUAUGAAUGUCAGGAAGGAUAUACUCUUGUUGGAGAGGCUAGAAUCUCCUGCACAUUUAUCAAUUGGUCACCACUGGCUCCUCAAUGUAAAGCUGUAUGCCAAAAACCAGAAAUAUCAAAUGGAAAGCUGUCUGUGGAGAAGGAUCAAUAUGUCACCCCUGAAAAUGUCACCAUCACGUGUGACCCUGGCUAUAGGAUGGUUGGUUCCCAGAACAUCUUUUGCUCAGAGAACAAAUCUUGGAGUCCGGACGUGCCCAAGUGUGAGAAGGUACCUGCUGAACUUUGUGAGGCAGUCUUGAAAGGCCAAAAACUCCUAAAGUGUCUCCCGAAUGCCUGGGAGGAAAAGGUGGCCCUGGAGUUAUAUAAAUUGUCUCUGGAGAUUGAAAAACUAGAGCAAGAAAAAUGCAAAGAGGAAAUUGCUUGAGGCUUUUUCUUGCAUACAUGCUCAGGAAAGAAGUUGCAGUAUCAAUAUACUUCACUGUGCAGGAGAGUUCUUGCAUCACUCACACAAAAUACAGUAUUUUUUACCUUA